AUGUCCAGAUACCAGGUAAAACAACAUUUUACUUGCGCGUAUUUGUUAAUUGUAAUCGAAGGAACCUGAUAAUUGGUUUGGCUGUUGAUGAUCAUGGAAAAGCGUUCAGCUCUGCAUUGUUGAAUCGGGUGGAUCCCACUAUUUCAAAAUGUUUCGCUUGUGAUGGAUGAUGAACUAAUUAACUUAGUUGCAUCGGGUCGGUUAAGUACACCGGGGAUUGUAAAUAUAAAAUAGUGUCAACCGAAGUAGCCUAAUAUGUCUUAUCGGAUGAAAUGAACACUUUCUGAACUAGCCAUUGUGGGGUUGGACUGAUCGGGCGAGCUAAUGACAGCGAAGCUAACCCAACCCUAUUUCACUACAUUCAUUGCCUUUGCUAAAGUGUUACAACCCAUAAAACAUCACUAUAGCCUAGGCCUAGAAAAAGAGAAUGUAUUUUGAGUGUAUAUUCAGCAGGCUAUUCAGUUUCAUAUACUUUACAUACAUUUAUGUGUUUGUAUUUAUUUAUAAACAAUGACGUUGUGAGGGAAAUCAUACAGUAAUGUAGGGCAGGCUUAGCCUCGUACGAACCAUCCUGAUGUCGCGAGCUCACAAGUUCGUACGAGGGAGGCUAGGGGAGGUUGGCUUGAUAAAGGAGAAUGAGGCAGGUUGGCAGUUAUGAAGGUGAUGUGGCCUUGCAUGCUAUGGCCACGUCCUGACUGCACUGGCCAAUAUUGUACAGAUGUCCGUUUAGAUAUUUGCUUGGGGCAUGUGGAUGUUGUCUUUACACAGUCGCUGUCGUUACCUUUUUUUAAAUGUCUGUAUCUGUCUGGCUAUUUGAGGGUUAGGAAUUCCCCAAGAAUGUUGACACUGAAGCUUCCUGCAAGCGCUGAGUGCAUUGGCAAUAACCCGUCAUCAGUCCAGUACACCAGCUUGGCUCAGACCCACAUACAGUAUACAGUAGAUGUAACAAAAAUUUUCCCCCUCUCCAAAUACAAACUUGUAGUAUCAUCAUGCUGACUUGCCAUCACUGUCAUUACACCACUUUACUUUAUCAUGCAGCUAUCUUAUUAUGCCAAUUGUAUCCAAGGUCAAAUUAGUUUGAUAUUGGAUAUUCGGUUGCUAUUCGGUUUUCUCUCCUCAAUAGCUCUUACACAAAGUGUGCCAUGACUAUGAAAAUGAUAUAUAUUCCGAAUCAGGGGAGGAUGGACAAAAAUUCCCUGUUUUUUUUUUCUAUAGAUUUCUUUGUUGUUUUGCUUUCCGUCUUCAAUAGCUCUUUCUGUUAAAGAACAGGUUGUUGGGGUGGGAGGAGGGUGAUUAAUGGACGACCCAUUCACUCUGGCUGCUACACCGCAUGCAGUGAUUAGGUCCACCUGCUAAUCAACUCAGCAUUUAGAACCAGAGAGUAGAACAUUGUGUGUGGUUUGUUUGUAUGUCUGUCAAUGAUAUUUCUCCUUGUAAUUUAUUUUUAGAUUUUUAGAUUUCACCUUUAUUUAACCAGGUAGGCCAGUUGAGAACAAGUUCUCAUUUACAACUGCGACCUGGUCAAGAUAAAGCAAAGCAGUGCGAUUAAAAACAACAACAACACAGAGUUACACAUGGGAUAAACAAAACAUACAGUCAAUAACACAAUAGAAAAUCUAUAUACAGUGUGUGCAAAUGUAGUAAAUCAUGGUGGUAAAGCAAAAAAUAGGCAAUAGUGCAAAAUAUUUACAAUGUAGUAUUAACACUGGAGUGAUAUAUGUGCAGAAGAUGAUGUGCAAAUAGAGAUACUGGGGUGCAAAUGAGCAAAAUAAAUAACAAUAUGGGGAUGAGGUAGUUGGGUGGGCUAAUUACAGAUAGGCUGUGUGCAGGUGCAGUGAUCGGUAAGGUGCAGUAAUCCUUCACAGCUCGCUCAUAUAUUCGGUGCGGUAUUGUCGUCGGCUGUUUCUGUAUGGAACGUUCCAUGGAUUUCACCACUACACCCUGUCGUUCUCCGCUAACAUCAAAGCUGUGACCCGAUCCUGCAGGUUCAUGCUCUACAACAUUCGCAGAGUACGACCCUACUUUACACAGAAAGCGGCACAGGUCCUAAUCCAGGCACUUGUCAUCUCCCGUCUGGAUUACUGCAACUCGCUGUUGGCUGGGCUCCCUGCUUGUGCCAUUAAACCCCUACAACUUAUCAAGAACGCUGCAGCCCGUCUGGUGUUCAACCUUCCCAAGUUCUCUCAUGUCACCCCACUCCUCCGCACACUCCACUGGCUUCCAGUUGAGGCUCGCAUCUACUACAAGACCAUGGUGCUUGCCUACAGAGCAGUGAGGGGAACGGCACCUCCUUACCUUCAGGCUCUGAUCAGACCCUACACCCAAACGAGGGCACUACGUUCAUCCACCUCUGGCCUGCUAGCUCCCCUACCUCUACAGAAGCACAGUUCCCGCUCAGCCCAGUCAAAGCUAUUCGCUGCUCUGGCACCCCAAUGGUGGAACAAGCUCCCCCACGACGCCAGGACAGCGGAGUCACUGACCACCUUCCGGAGACACUUGAAACCCUACCUCUUUAAGGAAUACCUGGAAUAGUAUAAAGUAAUCCUUCUUCACCCACCCCCCAUAAAAAAAAAAAAUUGGUGGUUGUCCCACUGGCUAUCAUAAGUUGAAUUAACCAAUUUGUAAGUUGCUCUGGAUAAGAGUGUCUGCUAAAUAAUGUAAAUGUAUUCCAAAACUCCUGAAACCAACAUCCUACGCAGGAUUUCUGACUAGACUCCGUCAAAUUGUAAUCAUACUAUACUCCAGCUGAUGUUGGUUUCAGGCGUUUAGGAAUGUUUGUACUUUUCUUACCCCCAAAAAACAAACAUGGAUUUUUGUCCAUCCUCCCCCGCAAUAAGGCCAGAGGAGGUGUGGUAUAUGGCCAGUAUACCACAGCUAAGGGCUGUUCUUAAUCACGACGCAAUGCGGAGUGCCUGGAUACAGCCAUUAGCUGUGGUAUAUUGGCCAUAUGCCACAAACCCACAAGGUGCUUUCAGCCAAUCAGCAUUUUGGGGCUCAAACUCCCAGUUUAUAAUAUAGAAUUUAUAAUUUUCAUAGUCAUGGAACGCUUUGUGUAAGAGCUAUUGAAGAUUGAAAUCCAUAAUUGUAUUAUAAAAAAGUGUGGACUUUUCUACAUCCACCCCUGAUUAAGAUAAUACCAACUUCAUAGUCAUUGCAUGCUUGGUUCAAUAGCUAUUGUCGAGAGAACCAAAUAUCCACAGAAUAUCCAAUAUAAAACUAAUUUUACCUUGGUGCCAAAUAUGUGUAUGUCCAUUACUGACAAGUGCGGGCAAGAUUAGAUUCAUUGAACGUGAAUGAGUCAUCAUUGCACAAUGUAGUGUUUGUGUUUUACUUUAUUGUUCUGCUUCUAGUCCCAAAUGUGAGCAUACUUCCAGUUGGUCCAUUAAUGUGUGCCAGGUAUGUGGUAGUGCCACUUCUGGUCUCUCAGCUUCACCUGUCGUCUCAAGUGUACACUUGUACACUAAAUGCACUAGAUUCCAAUUAACUGUGAUAAGACUAGCUGUAUGCUUUCAGUCUUUCAAUAACAAAGUUAUGCCAUGCAUAAUGCUACAUUCCAAUCAGUUGAUCAGUCUUGGCUCAACCCAUAAGCAAUGUUACAGUAAUGUGAUAAUAAUAUGCUGGAAUACCUUUUUUUAGUGAGCAGUUGGAACUUCUAAACUCCACCCUUCUUUCACUUUGACAUGUUACCUUUGACUGAAUAAGCAUAUAGAACAGAUAAAAACAGCAGUGUCUCGUUUUCACACACAUGACCUUUGACCUAUUUAGCAGGGUACCAUAAACCCACUUACUGUAAGUAUAUAAACAUGACCUCAAUUUACUAACCCCAUUCUCAGUAAACACAACCCCCCCCUUCCCCUCUGUUUUGUUUAUCCAUCCCUGCUCUUUGUCUCUGUGGCCAGGUCUCUAUGGCAACGAGGGGGUCCUGCCUGUGCGCCUGGUUGAGCCCCGUGUGGACGGCUCCAGGCCAGUGUUGGAGCAGAUACAUGCUCACCCCUCCCUGCUGUGGCUGGGGUCCCCGGCUGGGUCUGGACCUGGAUGCCCAGCAGGCCAUGGAGCUGCUCUGCCUGGCGGGGGCGCUCUUAGCCCUGGGAGCAGCUCUGCUGGAGCCCCUCCGAGACAGCCUGGUGUUCUUCUGCCUCUGGGCCCUCUACCUCUCCCUCUGUCAGGUCGGUGGGUGGGGGUGGUUGUCUUUCUGUCUGCCAUUGGUUUGGUUAGAUACUGUACCGUAAAUAAAUGAUACAGUAAAUUAAUCGACAUAUUUUUCUCUUGACAGGUGGGUCAAGACUUUCUGCGUUUUCAGUGGUAAGUGAUCUGUUCUCUGACUACUCUCGUAUGGGCUGAAUUGAUAGCGCGUAACAGGCUGCAAAGCUCUGAGACUUUGAAACUAAAAGUAUUUUGUUUACUAAAGUGUUAUGGCUGAAGGCAAAUUCUACUGGGUCUGGGUGACAUCAUUUUGUUAUCAGCCAUGGAUUUUACUGCAAGAGCAUCAGUGUCAGACGAGAAACCGCUAUUGGAACCAUUUGCCAGUCAACUUCACUAUCGACUCUUCAUAAUUCUGUGUUGAUUACAUAUUACAACCUGCAGUACAGUGCACCUGUUGUCUAUCUUGAGAAUAGAAAAGAUGUUGAAAGUGUUUAUGCAUAUGUAUCAGUCUUAGACAUCAUGCAUAUGGUUAUAGGGGUAGGCAGACUUUGCAUUGAAGGACAUCUAUCACACAUGUAAUAUGGUUUCAGAGUAAUUGACUUUUAGCUAAGCUUUUAGAUGUGCUAGAAUUGCAACACAGUUACUUCUGAUAUCUAAUUGUAGCAAAGCAAGAUGGUGUAAGGCCAGGGCCGGCCCGCCCAUUAGGCAGGAUUAGGCGGCCACCUAUGGCGGCAGAUUGACUAGGGCAGCAUUUACCGAGCUUAACUGACCAAGACGCACCUCCAACAACACAUAACACCUCACAUAACAAUGACAAUUUCUUUCAACCAGAGGCAUGUGGGCUUUUUAGGUGAGCUCUGAUGCCGCCCUGUGAUUAGCAGUGCCCACUUUGUCAAAGGCAAUGGAGCAAAAUAUUUUACUGGUUCAUUCCCAACGCGCCUCUCCAGGGUGCUGUUGGAGAGCUGCAUCCACCAACGUUCCGUCAAAAAAUGAUCGGACAUAAAUAAUGUAGCAGAUAUAGGGUAUGGUAGAACGAGUAUGCAGCCUUUUCUGUAGCCUACAGGCUGGAGAUAAAUGUAUGACAAUGUAUUGAGACGGACACUUUUUACAUCAUGCACGUUUCUCCAAUCAAAUAGCUUAACGUAAAUGGUGCCCAAUCAAAUUAAAAGGCAGGGCAGCAGGUAGCCUAGCGGUAAAGAGCAUUGGGCCAGUAACCGAAAGGUCGCUGGUUCAAAGCCCCAGAACCGACUAGGUGAAAGAUCUGUCGGUGCCCUUGAACAAGGCACUUAACCCUAAUUGCUUCUGUAAGUCACUCUGGAUAAGAGCGUCUGCUAAAUGACUAAGUUAAAUGUAAAAUGCUCUGACAUGUUAGCGAACACCAUAUCCAAAAAACAGGACAGGUCAAAGUCAAAUGGACAAUAUCGACAACGUGGCUACCCACAAUUGCUGUCCAGGAGUUUCACCCCAUGGGCUAAAUUGUCAUGAUCAGUGGUUUCAAGUUUGUAACUGUACAUUUUUGACGAACUGAUCAUAGCGAAAAUGAAAAUACUUCUCCAUUUCCCACUGUGUAAAUGCAUUGAUUCUCAUUGUAAAUAGGCUCAGGAUAACUCCUGAUAAAGUUGGGUAGCUGAUAUUCAGAGCUUAAAUAGCCAAAUUAAUUAGUCACAGGAAUCAGGACUAAUAAAGCCAAUACAACUGCCUAUUUUACAAACGGUAGGUCUACCACUUAGAUGGGCAUUCAUAAAAUUCAAUUUUGGGCCACUCUGUAGGCUACACCCCAGUAAGCACGGACCGACGUCUUCUUUUGGUCCAAACAUAGUCGUCUAUGAAUGACGUCUUUUUAACUUUCAUUCAGAACCGAAAAUGAACCUGAUUUCAACGUCCGGAAAAUAUGUAUUUUUCAAAGGCCGGAAAAUACGUAUUUUAUUUAACGUCUGGUAAAGACAUAUUUUAGACGUCUUUUCAACGUCAUUUUGCUUACUGGGACUAUUCUAGUUUUGCAGGGAUAUAGGAGGGAUUUGUUUUUUGUCUCGCCUAGGGCGGCAGAACAGCAAGGACCGGGCCUGUGUAAGGCAGUGGUUUCCACAGCAACAGCAAUUGCAUUGAGUGGUAAAUAGAUAAUAAAUAGUUGCCAGGUUGUGUUUUUAUGAGUAGUCGGGUGUGGGUGUGUCUGAACUGUUUAUAGUUAGGUGGAUAUCCCCUAAGGCACACCAUUUGGUUCUGCAUGAAGAGAAUGCCAACCUACAACCAGUUUUAAGAUGCACAGCUACCAGUAUGUUGUUUUACCAUCUCAGUGCCUCUGGCUCUAACGGCAUUGAUUUCCUGAAAGGCAGCGUCAUUGGAUUUGAAGCUCAGUGAAUAUUUACUGUAUUCCACUGUUUUGAGCAGGAAUUUAAUGUAGCCUUCUGGUGCAGGAAUUAAGUGAAAUGUAAUCUGUUGAUUGUAUUUGAUUUAAUACAUUUCAACUGUAAUUUCUUUGAGACCUGAGACUUUGGGUUGUUGGAGGGAUUUCAGUGCCAUACACAUUAUAGUUAUGUGAGGAGGAGAUGGGAUUUUUGUAAAGGAGAGUAGAAUUUGAUUAUUAAUGUCUCAUUUGAUUCCCUUCCAUAGGGACAGUCUGCUGUUGGAGGCGGGCUUCCUGACCGUGCUCGUCGCUCCGCUCAACCUCCUGCGGUGGCGCUCGGCGUUCCGUCAGCAUGACACCGUAACCUUCUGGCUGGCGCGCUGGCUCCUGUUCCGCCUCACUUUUUGCUCCGGGGUCGCCAAGCUGGCCAGCCACUGCCCCAGCUGGUGGGGACUCACUGGUGAGACGGGAGAAGCACUUAUGACACACAACUGUAUUGUUCAAUGUAGUCUGUUGGGACAUUGGGCUGAAAUUGGGACUCCUGCUCCCAAUGUCAGACCAGUGCAAUGUCAGACCAGUGUCCCAACAGACUCCCAAUGAGUUGCAGUCCCGAAGCUAUGUUCAAUGGUACAAGUAAUAGUGAUACACACUGGCCAUAAUCAACCAAAUAAAUUAGUUUUAUCCUAUGAUUGAAGUCAAGUAUGUGCUAAAUCGGCUCCAUUUACCGCUCAAAGCUUGAAUAGUCACUAUUAUCUGAGUAAUGAUAACAUUGCUCAUGCUGGUAGAUGUAUUAAUAAUGACAAUGAAGAAGGAAGGCAUGUACUUGGCUUGCCUAUGAUUGUACAGUGUGCAUCAUGUAAGGGGUAUGUACCUCACCCACCAGCAGUAUGCUCAUUAGCUCCCAUGAUGAUGAUGAGGAUGUUUCAUGCCUGGAGCCUCACUACACAUCAGUCGCAGUUCAGGAAAAGUGUCAGAGAUUAGCGAUUAGUAAAACGUGUGAUCUCAAAAAAGGUUAUGUGAGGUGCAGUGUUAUGGAUCAAUCUUUACUCAUCCAUGUCUCAUAUCCUUCCUCCCCUCUGUCACCCCAUCAACCCCCUCCCUCUCCCCAGCGGUGAACCACAUGUUUGAGGCCCAGGGCAUCCCCUCCCCCCUGUCCUGGUUCAUCCAGCAGUUGCCAGACUGGUACCUGAAGCUGGGGACUAUCGGGCUGUUGGUGACAGAGAUUGCUGUGCCCCUCCUCUACUUUGCCCCCAUCCGCCGCCUCAGACUGGCAGCGUUCUACACUCAGGUGUGUGUGUGGUUACACCAGCAGCUGCUAAACAUGAGCAUGUCAAAUGUCUGAGAAAGGAUAGAACACACUGAAAUAUAGGCUUCCAGUUUGUUUUCAAAGUUUCUGCCUAAAUCGCUAUCAACUCUUGAGGUCUGGCUGAGAGAGGAGAGUUUUGAUGGUGAAUGAAUGACAUCUAACUAGACACAUGUCUAAGGGAUUUUGAAUGUUGCAGGAUUGCGACCCCACCCAUGUAAUUUGCAUGAUGCCUUUAUCUAACUAUACCUACCUACUUCUCUCUGUCACUGAUAACUAGGCAGCGUACCAGGUGACGUUAAUGUUCUUGGGGAACUAUGGCUUCCUCCCCCUCCUCUCCCUGGCUCUGACUUUCUCUCUGUUGGACGACGACCAUAUCAGCUACUGGCUGGGCCACGGCAAGAGGAAGUAUGCCAAGAGUAUGACCUCACUUCUCUUCUUACGCAACCUUCACAUCUCACAUUUAACACCAGAGUAGACGUUCAGGCCUGCUUUCUCCCUGAUACAGCAUUAUCCACACCCAGUAUGGUAUUUAAUCUGGUGGAAGUUACUAUAAAACACAAAGGCUGUUACAGUAAUUAUCAGCUUCCGUUUCUUUCUUUUCCUAUUGUGCCUCUCCAGUUGGCCAACAUUGACAUUACACAGUGAGGGGUGCAUUGCUGAGUGCAUACCAGCAAAACACUGGUUCAGUUCCUAUGGGUGUCCUUGAGUCUUGAUGGCAGGGUUGGAAAGAGAGAGGUCUGAUCUGGCAGGAUGUCAGGUGUCAUCCUGUUUAAACAAAAUACAUCAUAGAAGUACUUAACAUUCCUAAUGUCCUAAUGGGUAACCCCUUAACUUACAAAAUACAUGUUUAGUAGCUGGACAAAAACAAAUUAUGGGCCUCUGUUUGUGAUACUAAAAGUACCUAACCUAAUAACGUUUUGUUUUUUUUUUUUUUUGCAGCCUGGGACCCAAACAAUAAUGUCAUUGAUGGUGUUGCUGGUUGAACUGGCUGUAUUUGCUGUCAUCAUCUAUGGAACUAAAGUGUUCUUCACACUGGCGAUUGACUGGGAGACCAAGACUAUGACCUCCAAAACCGGUAGGUUAACAUCUAUAUAAAGUGCAUUUGGAAAGUAUCAGGACUUUUUCCACAUUUUGAUACGUUACAGCCUUAUUCUAAAAUGUAUUAAGUCAUCCCCCUCCCCCUUAUCAAUCUACACACAAUACCCCAUAAUGACAAAGCAAAAACAGGUUGUAUUUUUUUUGUGUGCAAAUUAAAAAAAUAUAUAAAAACUAUAAUAUCGCAUUUUACAUAAGUAUUCAGACCCUUUACUAAGUACUUUGUUGAAGCACCUUUGGCAGCCUCGAGUCUUCUUGGGUAUACACCUGUAUUUGGGAGUUUCUCCCAUUCUUCUCUGAAAUCCUCUCAAGCUCUGUCAGGCUGGAUGGGAAGUGUUGCUGCACAGCUAUUUUCUGGUCUCUCCAGAGAUGUUCGAUCGGGUUCAAGUCCGGGCUCUGGCUGGGCCACUCAAGGACAUUCAGAGACUUGUCCGAAGCCACUCCUUCGUUGUCUUGGCUGUGUGCUUAGGGUCGUUGGGCUGUUGGAAGUUGAACCUUCGCCCCAGUCUGAGGUCCUGAGUGCUCUGGAGCAGCUUUUCAUCAAGGAUCUCUCUGUACUUUGCUCCGUUAAUCUUUGCCUCGAUCCUGAUUAGUCUCCCAGUCCCUGCCACUGAAAAACAUCCCCACAGCAUGAUUCUGCCACCACCAUGCUUCACCAUAGGGAUGGUGCCAGGUUUUCUCCAGAUUCCAAUCAAGUUGUAGAAACAUCUAAAUUGAUGAUCAAUGGAAACGGGAUGUACCUGAGCUCAAUUUCGAGUCUCAUAGCAAAGGGUCUGAAUACUUAUGUAAAUAAGGUAUUUCUGUUUUUUCUGUUGAAAAAAUUUGCAAAAAAAUUAUAACCUGUUUUCGCUUUGUCAUUAUGGGGUAUUGUGUGUAGAUUGCUGAGGAUUUUUAUUUAAUCAAUUUUAGAAUACGGCUGUAAUGUAACAAAAUGGAAAAAGUCAAGGGGUCUGAUAACUUUCCGAAGACACUGUAAUACUGUAUACCUAGUGACUCAGUAGGUUAACAUCUAUAUAAUACUGUAUACCUAGUGACCCAGUAGGUUAACAUCUAUAUAAUACUGUAUACCUAGUGACUCAGUAGGUUAACAUCUAUAUAAUACUGUAUACCUAGUGACUCAGUAGGUUAACAUCUAUAUAAUACUGUAUACCUAGUGACUCAGUAGGUUAACAUCUAUAUAAUACUGUAUACCUAGUGACCCGGUAGGUUAACAUCUGUAUAAUACUGUAUACCUUGUGACCCAGUAGUGUUGCUUUGCUUUAUUUUAUUUCCUGUAGGAUGUCAAUCAUUGAUGAUACAUUAUGUUAAUAGUUAAGUGAUUUGUUUAAUGUAUUAUUUGUCUUUUUUUGUAGCCUUCACCCAGCAACAGUUUGGCAAUUGGUUGAAGCUUGUGACAGGGCCCACUAUCUGGGUAGGAGUUCUCUCUCUCACCUGGGAGGUGGUGGCAGCCAUGCUGGGGUGAGUAGACCGAUUUCAUACUAAAACAGUAUCUGGAAUUAAGUUUGUGAUUCAAAGAUGGUGGUAAUUCUUAGGGCCAGGAGUUUUUCAAUAACGAAACAGAUCUAGUUCCACUUUGUUGCAUUUGCUGACCCCAGAACAGUGGUCUGCCCGGUGCAGUGUGAGUCAUCCUUGUUUUGCGUUUAAUGUCCACUGAUAUCUUUGUUUCCUCCCCACAGGUGUGUGUGUGUUAGAGGGUGCCUCUGGAAGCUCUGGGGUCUCAUCCAAUGGGCUUUCUUUGCCUCUGCUGCAGUCACCAUGUUUGCUAUCAGUGUGGUGAGUCACACUUGUCAAUCACACUGGGAGCCUUCUGAUUGGUUGUUAACUUGAAAAUAUUUUUUUAUUUCAUGCUUGCAUUCAUCUACUGAGUAAAACCCAUCUAAUUACUCUAAGUCAGUGUUAUGUGUAAUAGUGAAUCAUUUGAAUGAAUACAGCAUAAAUCUACCUAAUAGGUCUGUUGGAGUUACUAUUGAUCUAUUAGUUAGCACUGUUUUAUAAGAUUCUCUCUGAUUGGUUAUGGUGUUGUCCUCCUCCCCAGGUGCCCUACUCGUCCAUGGAGCAGGUGUACAGCAGUAAGAUCCUACCGGAGGUGAGACAGGCCUACAGCCUAGUGGAGCGCUACAGACUGGUCAGUGCCUAUAGCCUGGACAGCAGGAUGACUGGGGUGGACGGGAGGUCAGAGGUCGUCCUAGAGGGCAGCAUGGACAAGUACACCUGGAAGGUAAGAGAGUGGGGACCAAAAUAAUAGUUAUGGAUGAAAAGUUUUCAGUUUAGUUAUUUUUUCUCAGAUUUCACAAUAUUAGACAUGGAAUGUCCUCAAUCACAUUAUCGUCCUCAACUACUUGACUUUUAUAAAGUAACAAAAUGUUAUAUAGUUCUGCAAAAGGUGUAUCAUGUGUUUCAAUGCACCUUUCCCCAUUGGCCCUCCUAGGAGAUAGAGUUCAUGUACAAGCCGGGGAACGUGGGCGUGGCCCCUCCAGUGGUGGCCCCUCACCAGCCACGGUUAGACUGGCAGAUGAGCCUCGCAGCCCAAGGGACUAGCCAAACAGAACCCCUGGUUUACAAGCCUAGUGCACUGCCUACUGCAGGGCAAUAAGGAUGGUAUGUACUGCACUCUGGGAGAAUUACUUCUAUUUUUCAAUUAAAGUAUAGACCACAGACAUCUUUGUUUUAAUAUGAGGAAAGAGCAGGUUGCAUCUGGCAGACUACUUGUAUUUUGGCUCUUGGUGGAUGUUUUAAGGCCUGUGGUCUUAUCUAGGAUCAGGUCCCCCCUGUCCAUUUCAUCUUAUUGAUUAUGAUCUUAAAGGCAAAACUGAUCCUAGAUCAGCACUCCUUCUCUGAGAUGCUUUAUGAAUACGGGCCCAGAAAUCCAGUGGUAUGCGCCUGAAAUGUAAAACAGUGUGAGUGUGCAAGAUUUACUCACAUUUACACACAGCAUGUAGGUAUGACCACAUACCUACAUGCUGCACUACAUUGCUCACACAUGAAUCUCUAUCUCUCCCAGUGGUGAGACUGAUCCAGACAGACUCAGCCCAAUACCCAUUCAGCCAGGCCCCCCCGGUAUACCUCCGAGCCAGCCUCUACAAGUACUGGUUCACCCAGACCACACAGGACGGGUGAGCAGCCUACAACAUCCAUUAUAGUAGUGGGUGUGCUGGGGAGAGAGUGGUAAUGGGUUAAUGGAUUAACCCAUGAAUUCCUUAGAUGAUUCAUUCAUAAAAUCAGUUAAGAUAUACAGUGAACUUAAAUAUUCACUAUAUUAAGAAAUGUUAUUCACAAAAUACCCACAAAAUGUACAUUAUGGUAUACUUACAGUAUGCUAAUCGUCAGAAUUCGAUACAGCCACUUGAUACAGGUAUUCAACUAGACACAAAUGAAAUCAUUUUCCUAUGGUACAGAGUGGUCCGUAUUGGUUGUGUGCCCUGUCAGGUCUAUUCCUAAUGAGUGGUGGAGGAGAGACUAUGCGGAGGAGUUCUAUCCUGCAGUGCAGCUGGGUGACCCUAUCCUGGAGGGCAUGCUCAGUCAGCACGGACUCAAGGUAGCUAAGCCUUUUUGCCCAACUGGGUUACAUUGUCACUUUGUAUUGUGCUAAUAAUAUCUGUACUGUGGCUUAUGAUGAUUGCCCCUCAACUCCAGAAGUGGUGCUGUGUUGGCUAUAUGGAAUUCACGCUCCCCUCUGCUCUUUCAUCUGUCACAUGACUAGCGUGUGUGUGGAGGUGGUGCAUACUAGUGUGUGUGUGUGCUGUGUUGGCAGGCGUACCAAAUCUGAUUUCUCAGACCUGCAUACCAACAACACUUUGUUGUGUAUGUACAUGUGCUUAUAUAUUAUCUUAUGUGCAGGAGAAGUUCCCGAUCCAGCCCAGUCCUGACUCUCCUCUGGCCCAGGCUCUGAGGCAGGUGCGGGGCCAUGUUCAGACUCUACCUGGCCACCUGGUGCUCUGGUCCCUCCUGUCCACCGUCGCCACCAUCUGGCUCCUCAAAACCCUUCUCUCUGGGGCCCUGGGGGGCCGAAAGGCUAGACCCACCACAGCCGAACCCAAGGCCAAAAAGGCUAAGGACCAGCCAGCAGAGAAAAGAGGCUCGGCCUCCAGUCUCAAAGCAGAGAGGGAGAACUUUGAGGAGAGGAAACAGGAUGCUGACAGGAGCUUUAAGAAGAGGAAGUGA
Coregonus sp. 'balchen' is the source of this 13049-nucleotide messenger RNA. The record is from the annotation of a GenBank genome assembly. NCBI's taxonomy places the organism in Eukaryota, Metazoa, Chordata, Actinopteri, Salmoniformes, Salmonidae.